CGCGGGCGCCGUCGGCGCUCGGGCCCGGCCCCGCGGGACUACGGCGCACGCGCGGACGCGGGUUGUGAGGGGCCGAGGCGCCGCCUCUGCCUCCCCGGGUCCCGGCGCGGCGCGCGGGGCGUCUCGUCGCGGGCUCGUGCGCGGGGCCUCGCUUCACAGGGCGUGGUUUCCCCUCACGUCAGAGCUUCUGAAGGAACAGGUGACAGACCAUGAGCGAUUCCGAAGACGAGGGCACCCCCCAGCUUUCUUCCCACGCCCUAGCAGCCCUGCAGGAAUUUUAUGCUGAGCAGAGGCAGCGCGCUGACUCCGGUGCCCACGACAAGUACGACCUUGGCGUCAUAGAGGAGAACUGGCAGCUGAGCCAGUUCUGGUAUAAUCAGGAGACAGCCCUGCGCCUGGCAGAGGAAGCUGUGGCAGCGGCAGGGGACGGUGGCAGAAUCGCCUGCGUGAGCGCCCCCAGCGUUUACCGGACGCUGCGGCGGCUGCACAGAGCCCGCUGCUCGGCCUGCCUCUUCGAGCACGACCGCAGGUUCGCCGGCCUCGGGGAGGAGUUCGUCUUCUACGAUUACCGCAGGCCGCUGGACUUCCCGCCGGGGGUCGAGGCCCACAGCUUCGACCUGGUCAUCGCGGACCCCCCCUACCUGUCCCAGGAGUGUCUCCGCAAAACGGCCCAAACCAUCCAGUACCUGACCCGGGGCAAGAUCCUGCUGUGCACAGGUGCCGUCAUGGAGGAAGAGGCAGCAAAGCUCCUUGGGGUGAAGAUGUGCAAAUUCAUUCCAGAACACACGCGAACCUUGGGAAACGAGUUUCGCUGUUACGUGAAUUAUGCUUCUGGGCUGGACCGCGAACUGUGAGUGCGUGGUCCCCCCGGGUGCAGUCAGGGACCCGGGUGCCACUCCCCUCUCUCUGUUCUCUUAGUAGAUUGAGAAGCUGGGGCCACCACAACAAACGGGGGCUCUCCCAGCCCGAUUUUUGGGGUAAUGAAGAUAACAUCUCAGUGUGAUUUCCUUCGUGACGUUCCUGGCUUUUGAUCACUUAGAUCUGUGCAAUAGGAGUUCCCUGGGAGCUCAGCAGGUUAAGGAUCCAGUGUUGUCACUGCUGUGGUACAGGUUCGAUCCCUGGCCUGGGAACCUCUGUAUGCUGUGGAUGUGAGCAAAAAAAAAAAAACAAACAAAAAAAAACCUGUGGAAUUCCAUCUGCAAGAAGUCACAUUCAAUCUACUGUCCUAACAUAAGAGCAGAAGCACAGGCAACUUAGGGAUUGCCCGGGACCUUGGCCUCUGUCUCAGGAGUAGGUCCCACGUCGGGGGCUGGGGGGGGCGUCCACCCACCCGAGUGUGCUUUCAGGACUGCGCCGUGCGCAGCUGGAGCUCAGGGUGGGGAUCGCGUUUAUUUCACAACCGUCUCCUAGGAGCUCAGAGCCCGGACAAGGCACCUUAAUGCCUGUUCAAUGGAUGAAUGUUCCAUCAGGGAGAAAAUGCAAAUAAAACGCAGGUUGCCUUUCCCCAUCUCGGAUGGAAAUCUGAGUCUUCCACUGGGGAUGUGCCGCCUGUAAGCGGCUGAGGUUAAAUUAUUAAUAGAAGGCGUGGAACAGCGGUGUUCGCCUCCUGCAGCCAUUUACACAUACUCUCCUCUGGCCUUGGCACUAUUUAUACCUGAGGAGUGGCUGGAAAAUGUUAGGCAACAGCAGUGACGGCUGCUGCAGUCAUCCCCAAGGUUGGAAGGGCAGUUUUUCUUUUCGAAUAUGUGGGUUUCUUUGUUGUUGUUGCUCUGAGCCUUGUGUUUUCUGGAGAAGAAUGUAUUCUAGAUGCACCCCCACAAGAGUCACCCCCCUUUUUUCCAGAGGCUCAAAAAUUCCCCAAACUGUAUGCAACUAUGCACAGCUACCACUCUCAGUUUUCAAUGUUUUAUUUGGAAAACCUGAAUUUUGCUCGGGGAUGUUUUUCCCUGCACAACCUCUGUCAGUAUUGUGUACAAGUUGAAAGCUCUCGUAAGCCUUCCGUCCAGAUUAAACCAAGGCCAAGGGUAUCAGAGGCAGGAGCCUGUCAACAGAUGCAGAGAGGCUGACGGUCCCAAGGCCCAACCAGAUCGGAAGUGUGACCUUAAUAGGAAGGGCGUUUCCUCUAAAAACUGAGUCCCUCAAAGCAGAGUUAGAGAUGCGCUCAGCCUGCGCCCUUCACUCCACUCAUUCAGUGACUGCGAAGUGCGCUCAGGACUCAGCCUAGCAAAGAACUCUGCCUUCAGGGUCAGACCUACUCCUUUAGGCUUAAGGACUCAGCUCCUGCUCAGGACAGAGAGAGGCUGCCACGCGCCACUUCUGCAGAAGUUAGGUAUGCCCACUUCUCCUCAAACUUGGCUAGUAAGCCAAGAUUUGGGUUCUGCCUGGGAGCUGGCCCAGAUCUCACCACCUCUUGCCCACAAAUCGGCCCCUAAAAAAUGGAAAGAAAAGUCUGUGCAGACCUGCGGCCGUUUCCAUCCUCACGGAUAAACCAGGUGCCGGGCCCUGGGGUAGCCGAGCCUGAGCGCCGUCUGGGGCAGGGCGGGGUCCAUUCAGGGACCCAGGCCACAGGCCAGCCAGAGGGGCUGGGACCUCCGCUGCGCCUCCAAAAAUUCUGACAGAGGAAGUGCAGCUCAGGGUUGAUAAAAGGGUCAUAUGUCAAGGAAAAAAUGGCUGAUAGACCUGCUCAAGUGGCGAAUAUAAAAAUAUUUUCUGCCCCUAGUGAAAAUGGCUUAAAAAAAAAGUAUAUAUUCUACUUUAAACAAGAUUUUUAAAGCCCCUGUCAUCUGCCUUGUGGGGCCCUGGUGCCCCGACAUGUCCCGGCUGUCUUCACCCACCGCCCCGCCGCGGGGAGUGGGGCGCCCCAAGGGGCCGCAAAAACACAGCACUUGGUUCUUGUCGGUUGCACCGUCCCGUGCAUCCCGCCUCUGAGGCUCCGCGGGCCCGGGUGGCCUCAGGGCCGGGCCUGCUUGUCCAGGCCGGAGGGGACGCCGCCCGCCUCUUGCUGCUGCUGCUGGGGGACGCAGGUGCAGCCCACGGGGACCGUGACAUACUCCUCGGUGUAGACGGCGCGGCCGCCCGCACAGGCCGGGGUCCGGCGCAGCACGACAGCAGGCACGAGCACCGGGGCGCUGCGCAGCCGCAAGUCCUCGGCCCCCGCCGGCCCGGUCAGGCAGCCCCGGCACAGGCAGUAGGCCUCGGGCAGGUACUUGGGGAAGCGGCCCGGGUCGUAGGAGAUCCUGCGGGGAGAGAGCACGGUUAGUCCCCACGGGGCAGCCCGGGCACGAGGGUGACGCACAGAACACGCGGGCUGGAUGGGUCACCCCGCCGCUGGCUCCACACAGACGCCCAGCUAGACCACCAUGGCCUGAGCACCGCUGCCCUUUAAGCAGGGACCAGUUUACCAGGGCAUCUGGGUCACUCCCUAAAAACGCGUUCCGCCUCGGCACCGACGCGUGGAGGAAAGGUCUACACUGCUUGGAACUGACUGCACACCGCGCAAUGCCAGGAAUCGACUCCGCCAGGAGCCACCCCUCCAGCUCUGAGGGGGCUGCUGGGGCCACUUCUGCACCGAGCCCUACCAACAGCCAGGAGCAAAGGCAGGUGCGAGAUGCGCUGGAGGCCAGCAGGUGGGCCACAUGCCCUCCUGCGUGUGAGACGAGGCUGAGUCUCGUGGGGGGAGGGAGCCAGGAAGGCCGCCCCCCGCCCGGCAGAAAGCCCAUGAUGGCCUGAGCCUGACCACUUUCACGUCCUCCAAGUCUCCCUGCACCCAAGUGUCGCCUCCUCCCUGAGCCUACGGCUGCCUCCCGCCCCCCAAAGCUAAGAGGUCCCUAAUGGGGACCCUAACAUGCCCUUGCAGGGGGACAGUGGCCCCAUCUCAUGGGACUGCCACGACUCCAAAUUCCUUUCCCUUCAUCUGUCCUCUGAUGACUGUUUCUCUUCUGAAGCUGAGUCCUAGCAACUCCCAAGUCUCGGUGUCACAACUGUGACCUCUGACCUUUCAAGGGACACAUACAUCCAUCCACACGCCACGCCUGGGAAGGCGAAAAGUGCUAGCCCGACGGGAGCCUAGGACCGAGGGAGUGAAUGAGAGGCACCCAAGGGCUCUCGAACCCAGGACAGGCUCGAAGGCAGGGCGCAGCCAGGCUUCCAGACGCUUCCAGUCCCCCGGUGUGCCAUCACUGCUAAGGACUGCAGUGCAUGCACGAACCGAGGGGUUUCCAGCUGAGGGGGACAGCCAUAUGGCCAGCUCCAGGCAGGCAGGCAGGGCCACCUGAACAGGGAGGCAGAACAGUAAUGCCAUCCAGCGUGGGGGAAGGGCUGGCCCAGAGGCCUCCCCUGAGCAGCUUGACCAGCCUGAGGGCAGCCCGUGGCCCCAGACAUGAAAGAAAGUCCGUGGGUUUCUACGUCCAGUGUCUUCAGACAUUGAUGCCAGAAGAGCCUAGAAGUGGUAUCUUUCCUGCAACCACAGAGGGGAGGUGGGGCCCAGAGAGCAGACGGGCGACUCCUGUGGCGGGAGGAGGGCAGGAAGGGGGAGGUAGUGCUUAAACUCAGGGACCCGGCCCAUCCCGCAGCCCACCAUGUGGACCUGGGGAGGGCUCAGGAAGCGGGGUGGAGUAGGCGUGGGGCCCUCCAACUUCUCAUUGCUGCACCAGGAGGGAGGGCUCUGUACCGACACCAGGGGUGGGUACUGCCCGGGAUGCCAGCCGCCUGCCACCAGGGUGCUUAGAGCCGCGACGCCAGCCAGGAGCCCCUCCAACGUGCACACACACAGCUGAAAACACUGUAACGUCUCGCCGCUCUCCCUCUGCUGCCUCUGCAAGAACUUACUCUUCCAGCCCCCGGCCCCCGCCUCCCACCCCCGUCAGCCCAGGCACAGGCGCAGGAAGACCAAGCACUGCAGCUUUGCCUCCAAAGGCCUCCGGGACCUGGUCCUCACCCCGCCUUCCCAGCAGCCUUUCUGCCUCCUCCCAGGGCGGGACCCUGGGCAGGGGCCACUGCCAAGUAUCUGCUCCGAUCCGCCUCAGUUCCACGCAGACUUGCCACGUGUUAAGGUUCAGGGCAAGUCGUCCAUACCCUGGCCUAAGGAAGUCUGAACCCUCCUGAGUCUUUGAGCCAGAACUGCACACCGUCUUCCCCUGGAGGGUAAGGACUCGGCCUGAGGCUCCGCCACCCCCCCCCAGUGCCCCCCGUGGAGGAGGAGUUCAGGACUCCUCAGCUGCCUGAGGUCAGUCUAAGACCCUCACUGAAAAUUACAAGGGAAAGGCAUUUAUAUCCAAUCCCGUUCAACAUUAUUCAACAAACACCUGCGUGCCCACGCUUCAGGCAGUGGCAAUGUAGCUGAAAUACCGUAAGGACCUGCCAUCCGAGGACUCCCACUGUGGGGGGGGGGCAAACAGUCACGCCGCCAUGGCAGCACAGGGGGCUUCCGGGCAAAGUGGUACCUGCACGGAUUCAGCGGGAUGAGGAAGGGAGGAAGGGCGUUAGGGCAGCGGUCAGAGCCUGGAUUGGAAAGCCCAUGGCUGAGUCACAACCGCAGCACAGGAGAACUGAAGGGUGGGGCUGGAGCAUCUGAGGCGGAGGUGGCCGGGACCCUGAAGGCCAGGGGAUGGCGGAGCAGGCGGCCCAGCCAGCAGGUCCCGCAGGCCAGAGUGAAAGACGGUCUGAAGCCCAAGGGCGCACCUGGCUGAAGGCGGACGGUAAUCACGAGCAUGUCGACAGAAGUUAAAAAAGCUCACUCAUGGGAGUGUGGAGAGAUGCCGAAAAAAGAAACGCAAAGAGCCUUGAGAAACCAUCGACAGAAGCAAAGGGCAACCCACUAGGGGGGAGACGAUUUGUACAAAAUCCACCUGAUGGGGUUAACCCAGAAUAAACCCAAAGUCACAGACGUCAAUACCGUUACUGAGACCUGAAGAGACAUUUUUCCAAAGACGACAUACAGAGGUGGUCACUAGGCACAUGGCAGGGUUCUCACCGUGGCCCAUCAGGGAAACGCAAAGCCAAACCACAAGCAGGUUCCCUCACAUCAUCGGCAGACAAGAAGUAACAGGUGUUGUGGACACAGGGACCCCGUGCACUGUUGGCGGGAAGGGCAGCUGGUGCAGACACUGCGCAGAACAGCGUGAAGAGGCCUCCAAAAGUUAAGCAGAGCUGCUCUGUGAUACAGCGAUUCCCUCUGAAGAAACAAAACACUCCCUUGAAAAGAGGUAUGAUCACUGCAGCAUCUACGGUAGGUGAGUGUCCGCCACGGAGGAGCAGAUGAGAACACGUGGUACGUACCCACACACCCUGGAGUAUCACUCAGCCGUGAUAAAGGGUGGAGUCUUGCCAUCUGCAACCACACGGAUACACCCCGAAGGCAUUAUGCUAAGUGAGAUGAGUUAGAAAUACGAACACUAGAGGGUCUCACUCAGACGUGAAAUCUAAACAAAAAACAACCCAGUCGAAGAUACAGAGGACAGACAGGUGUCUGCCAGAGGCGGGGGAGGUGGUGGCAAAUGGUGCAGGGGUCAGAAUAAGUCCUGGCUCCGCGUGUGACACGGCAGCUAGUUCACGGCACCGUACUGCAAACCUGAUGGCUACUGACAGGGUUGUUUUGUUUGGUGGCAUACGAGGCACAUGGAAGCUCCCCGGCCAGGGACUGAAUCCGAGCCACCUCUGGCCACACUGGAUCCUUAACCCACUGAGCCACAGCAGGACCCCCGGGAGGUGUGAACUCUUAAGUGUGUCAAUGGCGGUGUGGUUUUGUUUAAUACAGAGUCCUUUUCUUUCCAAGAAACUGCCAAACUCACAGGCGUGUGUACACAGACACGAACAGACAACGUGGCCGCUGGAUCUGCCACGGCGGGUCAGCAGGGCCCUCCGUUCAGCCCAGCCUGACAGACCAGGGGGAGCACGGGGCAGCCGUGCAGGGGCCGCCUUGAAGGCCGAAGCCAAGGUCUGGAUCUGCAGGUCACGGGAACACGAGGGGGGAGCUGACAGGCUGGGCUGACUACGGUGUAGACGCGGUGCGGGGUGGGAGCCCGCACACCCUUCAGGCGGCUUCCUCGCCCUGGACCCGAGGCUGAGCGAGGGCAUCAAGAUCCCUGCCCAACAAGCGGGGUUUCUCUGAACACAGGUGACAGUCCCCGGGUCACUUGCUGGUCCCAGAUGUUUGGGCGGGUCAGAGGCUCACGCGGUGAUAACAUCCACCCCACCCCGCCAGUCGGCCGGAGGGACUGAAGUUCCCACUGUCACCGGCCACCUCCGGCCACAGCUCCGGGACGGUGAGACUCCUGCUCCCCCUCCCCCACCUCCGGGGAUGCGGUCGACGACAGUCCGAGGGGGAUGCCGGGCACACAGCCACCUGAGCCCCAGCACCAAGGGUGGGCCCACGGCUCCCCUGGAGAACAGCCGCUGGGUCAGGAGCAACAUCUAGAAGCCUCGGGACGGACGCAGAGCCAAGCCCCCACCCCAACCUCCCGGGCACCUCCUCGGCCAGGCUGCCUCUGGGUAAAGCAGGCUGCCACGGACACAGUGUCCAGAACCAUCAGGGGUCCCUUCUGUCACCGAACAAGAGCCUGUGGGCUGCUCCCUCCGCUCGGCCUCAGCCUCCAGUCCGGCCGCGGUGCGCCUGGCGGGGACGUGGGCAGGAUGGGCCCUGAGGGUACCGCUUGGCCAGAGGGAGCGACAGCUGGGCCGGCUUAAUCCAGGAACAAAGGGCAAUGAGGAGAGGUGACAGAAACCCGGCCCGGGGGAACGCGGGACAGCAGGGCCAGGGGGAGAGCUGCCCGGGCCCUGAGCCGCGUAGGAAACAAUUCGAAGCGCUCUGGGAGGUUGGCGAGCCGUGCAGGGCAGCGCCGGGCUCAGACCCACACAACUGGCAUCUUUACACACAAACCCACCUCCCCACUUGGCAGAAGACAUGAGGAGCGGCAGCUCCAGCAGCAGAGGCUCAGGAUGACGGCUUCGUCCCCAGCGCCCUGAGCCCCCGGGCGCAGUGCAGAGAUGGGCCAAGGUCAACAGGCCUCCUCCAGGGUGGCCUGGAGGGAGCAAGAGGCCAGCCUACAGCUUUGAUCCGACCUAGGUGACACUGCCUUGCUGGCGCUCUGCACAGUGGAGGGGUGGCUUCUUGGUGACAGGACUAAAAACGCGCUACUUUAGCCAUGGCUUCUGCUUAGAAAAGACACCCGUGGUCCACGGAGUUUCCAGGGGCUCAGGGGUCUCCAGGUCAGGCCACACCCGCGCAGACUCCCACUUCCCUCAGAACCUGGCCAGCUGGCCCUGAGAUUCGGGCCGAGAAGCACGUAGACAGUUUGGAGGAAACUGUCUACGUGCAGACGGGGGGGGGGGGGUCUCUCCAGCAGAUGCUGUAACGCUGGCAGUUCUGAGGGUAACCGGCUCCCUCCCCAGGAGCCCAGGUUUCUCCGGCACGUGGGCGCCUGCAGGAAGGCAGAACCGAGGUUUCCAAACUGGUUCAGAACCGCGUGGGGCCCGUGAAAAGCAGAUUCUCACACUUCACCCCCAAUCUGGAACCCCGCUUGCUGGAGGCCCCAGCCCAGACUCCACGGCCAAUGGGAAACUGGGUGCGUGUCCCCAGCCCCCUGCAGUCUCGUGACCUCCCCACAAGGACUCCCAGGCCAAGGAGUCUACUGCACAGGACUGAGGAGUCUAAUGCACAAGGUCUUAGCUCUUUGCUGGAGGCACAAACAGGCUGCUGGAUCUCAGGAUUUGACCACUGUCCCCUCCCCAGGUACAGGGCUCAAGUGGUGGGGGGGUCAGAAAAACACCAGGGAUCCCUCACCUGCUGAGCCCCAGGCCUAACAGGUCACUGACACCCCAUCUGUUCCUCCUGGACAGGCCCUGCCAUGGGGGUGGGGACAGGCAGCCAGUGGGGAGGGAGGGCUGCAGGCAGGGGACUGGGGACAGGAGACCACGGACCUGCCCGCCCUCCUGUCACUCCGGGCACCACUGCCAGGGCGCCCAGAAAACUGCCCUCCACCUGACAAAACCCGAGUGUGAGCCUCCCGGGGGAGGGGACACAGAUAGACUCUGCUGGCCAAGGACACACAGGGGUCGGGCCAUCUGGGGCCGAGGCCAUCCUGCAGCACGAAGCUUGGCAUCAGGGCAGCCCUGACAUGAAGCCAGGAAUGCCACCAGAGCCAGAGCCAUACAGACACCCCUCCCUCGGCACCCCCAGGGCGGGCCUGCACCAGCACUCAGCCAGGCCCCUGGAAAAGGGUAAAAGCUCGGAUUCCACGAAGGGUCUCUCUGCUCAUCUGGCAGCUCAGGGCAGACAGACGAACCGCCUGGAAGAGAAUCCAGGGCAAAAGCUCUGCCGAGGGACCAAGAGAUGGAGUGAAUAAGCCGAAUUUCUCAAAGUUCUCAGUGUGGCUCAGAUGCCACACAUGCAGGGCAGCUGGGGGAGUCUCUUCAAAGCAGAACAGCUCUCACCCACGGGACGCGCGCCGCCGCCAGGGAAGCCGCAGAAUCUGGGCUCGGCGCCACCUUGGUGCCCGUCCUGGGCGCUGGCGGGCGGAGGUCACAGGGCCUCGAAGGGCCCGCCAGGGCAUUUUCCCCUCGACCACACCGGUCGGGGCGGCCCCCACGAUCUCCACAGCCUCCCGGCCCUUCCCAGCAACGAACACUCGGAGGGAUCCACCGGCGUCCUGGCGCCUCCGAGUCAGGAGCGCAGACACUGGGCUCGAGCGGGACCGGGGGGCGACGGCGGCAUGGCCGGUCACGCGGCAGGACGUGAGCAGGUGGCUGACCCAGGACACUCAGGGCGACCCGGGCAGACCUCUCACCUGUCACAUCCCCGCCGCAGGACAGCUGGGGCUUUGCGUGCCAGGGCGCCUUUUCUACCCGGCGUGGAGGCCACGCCCCAGGUGCCCGCGGUCUCCGCUGGGGACACCCGCUCCUUCCCCCUCCUCUGCCCCUCCUCACGGAGAGCACAGCGGCGCUGCGCGGGGCUGCACCGCACACACGGCACUGGAAGCCAGAUGGCUGUCUGGGCUUUACAACCUCAGGACCAACGAGCGCGGAGGCCGGGACCUUGCCGGGCGCGUGGAGAUCCCGGCGGGCUGGAGGGAGGGCGGCCGGUGCUGCCCCCUGCCGGCCACCUGCCGGGCCGGCAGGCUCCCGCCCGGCCCGAGGGGACCUGGGGCCCGAACACAGGUCUGAGCUGCCCACAGGGAGCGGGGAAGCAGAGAGAAAGACCGGAGGGGACACGGGGCUCGGACAGUUGUAAGAACUUGAUCCAGGGCACCGCCUCAUAGUGGAUGCGACGAACAGGUGACACUGCUGGGUGGGGGGGUAAAUACCCUUCCUACCUCAACCCUCCCGGGACCCUGCUGCUCAGCAUCCAGGGACGGACCUGUGGGCAUCUCGUUUCCCAGCCUGGGGCGGUGUGACCUCGUGCCCCCACGAGCUGGAAGCUGAGGCCGCCGCGCCCAUUCCUGAGUCACCAGCUGGAAGUUCUGGGAACAGAGAGUAGUGCCAGCCAGGCCCUCGGAGGGAAAAUUCCAGGCUUCCAGACACUUCCUAACUCCCCCCACCCCCGGCCCAUCCACCCUGUCUGCUCCUCUUCCAUCACCUUGCUGGCUGUUCGCGGAGCUGCUUGCUGCAAAACAAAUGUAGCUGUAGUCUCUUCAAUUCCCAGGAGGAAUUUAUAGAGAAAAGUAAUAAAGCCUAAAAAUAAACGGUUGUGAAAAGUCUUUACACAACUACACAAAACUGAAAAGCAUCCACAAGUCAACAUUACUUAGAGAGUUGGUAGGCGUCUCUCUUUGGGGUUUCAACAGAACUGAGGGCUGUGUAUCUUUAAGCCUUAAUAAACCUCAGUGUUUUUACAGUAUGUUUCUCAUUAUGUCAGUAUGGCUUAAAAAACCUAUUGAGCCAUCACAUUCAUUUUAUUUUUGGCCUAUUUGUUGCUAACUCUUAAAAGAAACAAACAUGAUGCCACAAAGUAAAUGAGACCGUAUGUUGAUACUCUGGAGGCUGAGUGUUGCUUUUCUAACAGCCCAGCAGUGCGGGCACAGCCAGCAGAACAGGAGCGGUCAGGCCUGGGUGUGGCUCCCCCUGCCUGGCCCCCACCGAGGGCAUCUGAGGGACUUUGCCAGGAGCCCCUGGUCCCCCCGAGCCCCAGCUCUGGGUCAAUCAUAGGCUGUCGUGACCUGCUGACACUUUGCUGCUUCAGCACCUGCUCUCUGCUCAUGACUGGUGAAUUUCCCGCUCUGCGCUCAAUUUGACACGUGAGAUGCUGGCCCUUAUGCGGAGCUUGGCCGGGAUGGUGGAGCAGGAAGAGCCCGGCUUCCCGCCCCUCAGAGGCACACGAAAAUGACCCCGUUUCUCUAGGGAUGAAUAACGACGGAACGAAGGAGCCGGUCGGAAGGGAAGUGGCAGUGCAGUCACGUCCCACGCCCCCCAGACAGGCGACCUGCAAAGCAGGAGGUUCCCGGCAGGGGGCGAGGGGUCUGAGCGCCACCAGGGGCCUGGCCGGGGCUCCUGCACCGGGGGGUUGGCCCCCAGCUGGCUCUGAAGGCCGGGGUACCAUCGUGCGGGAGAGCCAGGGGCUGGGGACAGGCCCCACCCUGACAGUGCGCACAACCUCACACGCUCUGGGACCAGCAGACAUGGGCAACUUGAGCGGAGCCUGGGCCAGGCCUGCUGCUGAUCUUGGAGCAGCUCCAGAGGCUCGGCAAUGCAGCCCCACCCUGCCCCGGCCGGGACACUGGGAAGGCCGUUUUCAGAGCUCCUACCUACCCCAAGGAUGCUGAGGCUGGCAGGUGCCAUGGUGGGUUCCCCCCCCCCCCCGCUCAUCAGCCCAUUGCACACCCACCAGCCUGAAGGUACCAGUGUUCCUCACCAAGCAACUAACUGGGCAGAGACACAGCCCUGCCCGCCAGCAGACAGGCUGCUUUAGGAGGCCCUGAGCCCAGGGCCAUCUCUGGAUGCAGCCCCGCCCACCACAGGGCCCAGGACCCCAGCCCCACCCAGACCCUGGGACCCUCAGGGCCCUGCGGUCAGAGAUCUGGGGUCACACCUCUGCCCACCACAGGGCAGGCAACUAGCCUCAGGACCCCUUGGGCCCCAGCCCUGCCCUCCAGCCUCACAACCAGCCUGGGACGCCCCAGGCCCCGACCCUGAUCACCGGCCCCAAAGCUGCCGAGGCAGGAUGCAGCCCACCCAGAGCAGGACAGCACAAGCUCCCACACACCUGGGACCCCUCAGCCAGCCUCCCAGGACCCAGCCCCACUCAGCAGCAGGCCAGCAACAGCUUCAGGCCACCCCCAAACCUGCAGCCAGCCAGGUUAGAAGGAGGCUCCAACAUGAGCAGGCCAAAACUAGAUCUAGGGCCCCACAACAAGCCACCCGAAUCUAGAAUCUGGCUUCACGAGUGAGAGGGCCAGCACUUUCCCCAAGACCCCCAGCCCCACAGCCUCUUGACCAAGGGCUACCAAAAAUGGCAAAGAGCCUCCACACAGAUGGAGCGUGGCUGCCAACAAUCCCAGGGGCCAGCAAGGCCUACAGACAACCCAGAGUAGUCGCCCUGACACAGCAGAAGCACGCAUACAGCCCACACAGGGGGCCCCCCAGAACAUAUGCUCAGGUGACCAGAGGGGACUGUGCUCCUGAGACACACAGGAUGUGUUCCAAAAGGUCACUUCUCCAAGGUCAGAAACAGCCACCUCACCAGAUACAUGGAAAUAAAAAUAGCAAAGUAGGCAAAAUGAAGCAACAGAGGAAUAAGUUCCAAAUUAAGGCAAAAGAUAAAAACCCAGGAGAAGAACUACAUGAAGGGGAGGCAGGACAUCAGCCCAACCGAGUUCAAGGUCAUUACCAGAAAGGUCAAAGAACUCAGGAGAAGAAUGGAUGUGUGCAGUGAGACAUUAGAUGUUUUAUACAAAGAGUCAGAAAAUAAAAUCACCAGAGAUUAAUAACACAAUAACUGGAGUUCCUGCUGUGGCUGAGCAGCUUUAUGACCUGACGUUGUCUCUGCGAGGAUGCGGAUUCAAUCCUCAGUGGGUUAAGGCUCCAGUGUUGCCCCAAGCUGUGGUCAGGGUCACAGUAUCUUAGAUCCGCUUGUGGCUGUGGCAUAGGCCAGCAGCUUCACCUCCAAUUUGAUCCCUAGUCUGGGAACGUCCAUAUUCCACAGGUGCAGCCGUAAAAUGAAAAAAAAAAAAAA
Molecule: messenger RNA, 13162 nt
Organism: Sus scrofa (pig)
Lineage: Eukaryota; Metazoa; Chordata; Mammalia; Artiodactyla; Suidae
Gene: EEF1AKMT1
Product: EEF1A lysine methyltransferase 1
Biological process (GO): methylation
Molecular function (GO): protein-lysine N-methyltransferase activity; nucleic acid binding
Source: RefSeq, a predicted model, not a curated record